AAGCACAGAAUAACAUCUCAGCUCCUCUCCUCCGCUUCUCCCCUAGCUGCAUCUCUCUUCCUCGGUGCUGAGAGCUCCACACAACACAGCCACAUGGAACAGCCAUCGCAAGCGCAGCCUCUGCCCGUCACCAACAAGUUACGGAUGAAGGACCUCAAGCAAUGAAAGAGGAAUGUGUGAUCUUCAAUUAACCAAUUGAGCUGACAUCACUGCGAUGGAAAAGAGGCAGCUAAGGGACGGAGAAUCUGCUCAGCAGUGCCGCUUUGGAUGCAAAUAAUCAACUUCAAAAUUAAGGAUUCUUGGAAGGCAAAUAAUGCUGGUCUUUUCUUUAGCUGGGAAUUGAAUAGCAAAAAGGGAAAAUAGGACAGACCAGAAAAAACAGCAUCCCAGGACAUGGAAUUCCAGAAUUUGGUUCAACUGGGGGGGAUCAGCAAUGCUUUAAUUCUGAAGAGCUUGAUUCCUUUUGUGUUUACUCAAAAGGUUUUUUUCCCUUUGGAUUUCUCUUCCAUUUGGCUGCUCCAAAAGUCUGCAGAAAAAAACAGUUGAAUGCAGCCUCCGAUGUACAUAAAAGAAUGGGUUUCCAUUCAAGGUGGCCAUUGGUGGGACAAGCACCAGCGGCACUGUGUGUGAUCAGCAUGCUACUGAGCCUCCCUCCUGUGUCAUGCACAACCUGCCCUCAGAAAUGCCGAUGUGAAGACCUGCAGUUUUACUGCGACACACAGGGGCUCCUGGCACCCCCAGAUGGUGUGGAUAAAGGGGCCCUUGGACUUUCUCUCAGACACAACACCAUCAGUGAGCUCAGCCCUGACCAGUUCUUUGGUUUCACUCAGCUCACCUGGCUCCACCUGGAUCACAACCAAAUAACCACCGUGCAUGAGGAUGCCUUCCAGGGGCUGUACAAGCUCAAGGACCUGAACCUGAGCUCUAACCGCAUCAACAAGCUACCAAACACAACCUUCAUUCACCUCAUCAACCUGCAGAUUUUGGAUCUCUCCUUCAACCAAAUGACAGCGUUGGAGCCUGAGCUAUUUCAUGGGCUCCGGAAGCUCCAGAUCCUUCACCUACGGUCAAACUCCCUGCGCACUACACCAGUUCGAGCAUUCUGGGACUGCCGGAGUCUGGAAUACCUUGGCCUGAGCAACAACCGGCUCCGUAGCCUAGCCCGAAAUGGCUUUGCUGGGUUAAUUAAACUGCGGGAGCUCCAUUUGGAACACAAUCACUUGACCAAGAUUAACUUGGCACACUUCCCUCGACUGGUCGCUCUCCAAUUCCUUUAUCUACAGUGGAACAAGAUCAACAAUUUAACGUCCACCAUGGAAUGGAAAUGGACAACUCUGGAGAAACUGGAUCUCACUGGGAAUGAGAUUCACAUACUUAUUCCUGAAGUGUUUGACACUUUGCCCAACCUUAAGAUCCUGCUGCUGGAUAACAACAAACUGACCAGCCUCGAUACCCAAACCAUGGAUAUGUGGAAGUCCCUAAAUGCUAUUGGGCUAUCCAGCAACCUUUGGGAAUGUACCAAAAGGAUCUGCAAUAUGGCCACUUGGCUGAUUACCUUUAAGGGUCGAUGGGAACAUUCUAUCCUCUGCCACAGUCCUGAGUACGCACAGGGCGAGGAAAUACUGGAUGCCGUUUACGGAUUUCAACUUUGCCAAAAUUUCUCUGCGCCAGUUGUACUGACCGGUACUACCACGGAGGCCAUACUCCCAGAGAUCACAAGCUCCCUGUUCGGAAAUAUGCAGACUCCUACGCAAGACUUCUAUGCAGAGGAUUUUGGGAGCUUUACGAUUAUCACUACUACCACCACCAGUACCCAACCCCCACGCACUGCCCUUGCGACUACCAUGACAGUGGAGGGGGCAGAGGUUACGGAGGACUACUCUGCGAUUGACAACACACUGCUGACCCAGAGAGUCAUUAUUGGAACGAUGGCUCUGUUGUUUUCCUUCUUUCUCAUAAUUUUUGUAGUGUACAUUUCACGAAAAUGCUGCCCUCCCACUCUGCGGCGGAUCCGCCAUUGCUCAGCCAUUCAGAACCGGCGACAGAUGAGGACCCAACAGAGGCAGCCAAUGGCAGACCUGGCAACACAGGUGCCCUAUAACGAGUACGAGCCCAGUCACGAGGAGGGUGCGCUCGUGAUUAUCAAUGGGUAUGGGCAGUGUAAAUGUCAGCAACUGCCUUACAAAGAGUGUGAAGUAUAAACUAUUUAUUUAUAAAUAGUUUAUAUGGGUUUACCUGUAUAUGGGUUUACCAUUUGACAAUUUAAAGAUGCAGGGUUUGCUUUUGGACUUUUUUCCCUUUUCAGUCAAAGAUAUGGCUUUGAAAUUGUUAGCUAUGAAACCUAUGAAAGCUUGAGGUGACUGGGAUGAAUCUAAAAAAAAGGAAAGAGAAAUAUCAAUUUAUUUUUGUAAUACAAUUGCAAAAGGUUCAUAUCUAAGCUGGGGCAAUCAACCUCAGCAGAGGAAGAUGUGUGAGAUGUGUCACUGCAUCACCAGUUUGUGUACUAUGUAUUCUGAGCACAGAGACGACGAGAAAAUCUAUAGCCAAACCGCCUGAAACCUUGUGCUCUGGACAACAGUUUAUAAAAUGACAUAUCUACUGAUAAAUGGUGAAAUUUUAUUCCAUGAAAAAUAGUGUUUCAUAUGCAGAGCAGUGCAAAUAUAAAGAAAGGGGAUUAAAAAAAAAAUAUGUAUGGUUCACGUUAGGCAACACUAUAGAUCUCACUCACAUAUUCACUUUUGGGGAGAGGAAAAAGGCAAUCAGAAGGAUUAAAAGCAUAUUUUUACUCACCUUUUCUAAAUUGAGAACAAAUACUGUUAAAAACUGUGCCACAUAAUGAAAUUUAGACUCGAACAGGGAAUUUAAGCACUCACAUUAGUUGACUUUCUCGAAUGGCAGAAAUUAUCUUUUCAAUUUGAGCAAGACUUAAAUUUGAACUAAUGAGAACACUUAACGGCCUUCCCGUUUCUGCAUUUGGUUAAAUUCAAUAAACGCUGUCCGCUUCCUUGAAAUCUUAAAGCCUAGCACUUUGUGUGAAAAGGUUCAUGUCCAAUCCACUCUACACUGGUUCUGACAAAAUGUCUGAAUAAGCUCCUUCCACUCCGACUUCAGCAGGGAUUUAUUAAAUGUUAACCAGAGACAAUUGCUUAUUUAUCAUUGUGCAUAUAUACCUACAUAAGAUGGCUCAAAACACUGACAUCUUCACUGUGAUAGAACAAUGCUGCUUAGACCAUUGCACCAAUAAUUUAUGAAAGAGACCAUCAAAGUAUGCUUUAUGAUAAUGAAAACACCAGCGAGAAAGAACUUUCUAGGGACAAGGGAAGGGAAACAAAUGUAGAGGACACAGACAAUUGUCUCCUAAAAAUAAACACAUAAGCUUAGCAUCACACUGCCUGAAUGCAGCAAAGAGUGAAAUCACACCUGACAGCUUCAACAUUGAGUCAAUUAAGCCUGAGGAAAAUGAAUUUAAUAUUCUGUCACGUAAACUUCUGCCCCUGUAAGAUUCAGCCUUCUUGGCCAGUACAGAAGUAGACCUUACAUAGAUAUAAAUCCCUGCCUUCCUCUUUCAUGGAAACAAGGGAGUUAUUUUUCAUCAGCCCUGGAUCCCAUUGGUCCUUUACAACAUAAAAGCCUCUUUUUUUUCUAUGUGAGAAAUAUUGAGAGGAUAAGCAUCAGAGCAAGGACACGAAAGUGACGUUGCAAGAAAGUGAGAGACACAUCGUGAGACUAAGUAAAGCUCUCAGGACAGCAUGCAAAAGAUGACGGAAGACUGGGUCAGGACACAUUUGUAUGCAGUACUGAGAGGACAGACAUUAGCAUUAAACUAAAGAAGCCGCUGCUGCAGUAGCUCUUUGUGUUGCACUCAGGAGUAGGGGGCAGGGAUGCACAAAGGGGUACAGGGCAGCCAAACACCGGUUAGCAUCUAAUUGAAGUCCAGAAGUAUUUUAUGAGCCAUGUAGCAGGGGUGAAUCAGGGUACAAAAACCAUUAGCGGCAAAGGAAAAUGCUUGACAAAACAGCGACUGACUGGGAUAGAUAUGGAAACACCAUACAAUCUGUGCCGCAAUAAGGCAUUUUACCUUGUUGCAGAAAAUAAUUAUUUAUCAAGCUACAGCUGAAGGGAAAGCUGAAAAAAGCAAACAUCAUCAAAUCAUAUCCUGGGAGAGGCUUUUAGUGUUAUGCUCAAAAUCAGAGAAAUUGACAUCCAUAUCGAAGCACUUUUUUUGGUCUACAUAAUAGUAAAAAAAUUUGACAAAAUGCAAUAGGACAUGAUUAACUGUUUUACACAAACAUUUGUCAUGCCUGAUGAGACCGGUUAUUGUAGGGUGUCCUUUAGAGGGUACUGUAAUACCAUCAAAAUUAAUUCAGAACCAAUCCACAGUUCAGCACUUCUGUCGUCUUAUUCCACAACCAUGCAAAAGACAUUGAAUAACUGUUGUUAAGAAAAAUACGAAAGGAAUGUAGGUCUCUGUAGCUGAUCUUUUCAGCACAUCAAGAGGGGUAGCUGGGAAUUUACUAGGAUGUUUCAUCACAAUACGAACUUAUAUCGAUUCUCUUGGCCUGCAAUCCGAUAUUUGCCGAUACUUCAAUGUCUGCACACAUCCUUGUCCCACGUGAAAAGCGUAUCUAGUGCUCAAAGUGAAAUGUAAUAAGGUUGCUUCAUCGCCUGACGGAAAUGCCUACGGACAUGGCUGACAUGAGUAUUAAAAUAAAUGUACAUCUUUAAAAUAAAUAUAUAUAAAAUAUAUAUACGCUUUGUAUCAACAACAUUGGAUCGUUGGUUAUUGGAUCGAUGCAUCGAUCCAGAUCGAUGGAUCGUUACACCCCUAGAAUAUACAUUCCAAAACUGAUUUUUCUAAGGCUGUUGACUUUAAAAUGUAAACUACACUAACAUUUUAUGAGCCAAGAACAUCCACCCACUCUUUAACAAAUGGUGUUGCUUUGUAUUCGACUUCGUGAUGCCAACCUUUGCUUUCCUCCAAAAACACCUUGCAUGUCUUAAGAAAACAGCUUACUUAACAUGCACAUCUGUACAUCCAAAAAAAAAAAAAAAAAGAAAAAAUUAUAUAUACUGAUUAGCCUUAUAUCCUUAUCUGAUAGUUUAGACAUAUAGUGGGGGAAAACUCAAUGAAAUACUGGCAAAUGCUGUCAUCUCACUGUUUAAACUAUCAGCUUAUGAGGUGAUCACAAAACCAUUACUUUGUAGAGACAUGAAUCCAUUUGCAAUCCUGUAAAAUGUAUUUUGGGUUAUGUUUGGGUUACACCGAAUUCCUGCUGCUCACUCUGGCCAAAACACAACCCCCCACCCUCAAGUCACAACCCAAAACUUCUUUGUGCAAAAAUGAAUGCUUCUCAGCAACCUCUCCCCAAACCCCGCUUUUUCCUUUUGUAUUGUAAUAUGUACUAUUUCAUAUCUGUAUAGUGGGUAAAGAUGUGGCCAACUGAAAAGAUCUUUUU
Xyrauchen texanus (razorback sucker) is the source of this 5456-nucleotide messenger RNA. RefSeq names its product leucine-rich repeat transmembrane neuronal protein 2-like. The record is from RefSeq and is a predicted model, not a curated record. Gene Ontology annotation, molecular function: protein binding. Bases 573 to 2201 code for a protein of 542 amino acids. The transcript has 2 exons. Gene Ontology annotation, cellular component: extracellular matrix. NCBI's taxonomy places the organism in Eukaryota, Metazoa, Chordata, Actinopteri, Cypriniformes, Catostomidae.